AUGAGAAUAAUCUUGCUGGGUGCGCCUGGUUCGGGGAAAGGCACUCAAGCUACCCUGGUGGUGCGAAAAUAUCAGGUUCCACAUAUCUCGACCGGCGAGUUAUUACGCGCCGAGGUCGCUGCCGAAACGGAAUUAGGCAAUAAAGCCAAGGCGAAUAUGGAAGCGGGCGAUUUGGUCUCUGAUGAGAUCGUCUUAGGCAUGAUUGAGGAGCGUCUGCACCAAGAUGAUGUCGGUAAUGGUUUUUUACUGGAUGGCUUUCCGCGCACACUGGCACAGUCCGAAGGCUUAGAUAAAUUACUCAGCAAAAUUGGUCAGCCGCUUGAUUUGGCGAUUUUCCUUGAUGUCGAUUAUGGCGAAAUCAUGCAGCGUUUGUUAGCCCGCAAACGGGUUGAUGAUACCGAAGAAACCAUUCGUAAUCGGCUGGAAGUUUAUGAAGCGCGAACUGCGCCUUUGAUUGAUUAUUACAAGGCUAAGGGGAAUUUGCGCAAUGUUCAGGGCGUUGGUGGGGGUUAG
This is a messenger RNA of Nerophis lumbriciformis (worm pipefish), 513 nucleotides long. NCBI's taxonomy places the organism in Eukaryota, Metazoa, Chordata, Actinopteri, Syngnathiformes, Syngnathidae. The record is from RefSeq and is a predicted model, not a curated record.